AUGAUGCCUUCGGCGAUUGCCACCUCCUCUUGCCCGGCCAUCGGCUCUCGCGGCGUCGGCCAGGAGGGGUGUCGGGAGAAUGAGCCGAAUGGCUUUGGGCCGAGCCUCACCACCUGCUCGGAUUCGAUUCCUCUUCACCCUCACGGCGUGAAGCCUCUAGGGAAUUGUUACCUGUCCCAUGGUCCGAAUGCGAGAGCUAGCUCGGGGACGUGGGCCCUUUUGCCGGAUGAGAUGUUGGCCGUCGUUCUUGAACAUUUGGAUCAGAUGGAUCUAAUGAAGCUGGGCUCGACCUGCAAGUUCUUUCAUGCCUUCUGCCGCUGGGACGACCUCUGGAAGCCCCUGUUCCUCCAAUUGCCGAAGCAUCAGACUCACUCCCUUGGAUGGAAAGGGACAUGGAGAUCUACAGUGUUGGCCCUGCCCAAGGAUCGAGAAGCGGAGAUUGACUGCGGCGGUGUCUUCUCCGAUGUCCUACACCGACCAUUUGCUUGCUCGAACAUUGACCUGACAAAGACUGUCCGCAACAUACCGACGAGGAAUCAGAUUCAUCGGCAUGGAAACCUCACGUACGAUGAGUAUGCCGAACGAUGGACGGAGCGUCCAUUUAUUCUGACGAAAUGCAUCCAAGAGUGGCCCAUCUGCUCGCAAUGGACCAUCGAGAAACUGCUGCGGGACCACGGCGACGUCGAUUUUCGUGCCGAGGCCGUCGACUGGACCCUUUCCCGUUACUGCAACUACAUGGGCCACAACAAAGACGAAAGCCCCCUCUAUCUGUUUGAUCGCAAGUUUGUCGAGAAGAUGGGCCUCAAGGUCGGGCGAGAGGCCGACGCCGCCUACUGGCGGCCAGACUGCUUCGGGCCAGACCUGUUCGAGCUUCUGGGAUCGGAGCGACCAGCGCAUAGGUGGCUAAUUGUUGGGCCCGAACGUAGUGGCUCUACCUUUCACAAAGACCCCAACGGCACCAGCGCCUGGAAUGCGGUGAUACAGGGCUCCAAGUACUGGAUCAUGUUCCCGCCAACUGCUCAGGUGCCCGGGGUGUACGUGUCCGAAGACAGCAGCGAGGUGACGAGCCCGCUCAGCAUUGCCGAGUGGCUGUUGACAUUUCACCAAGAGGCUCGUCUGCUGCCCGACUGCGUCGAGGGCAUCUGCCACUCGGGCGAGAUUCUGCACGUUCCGAGUGGCUGGUGGCACUUGGUGGUGAACCUCGAGAGUGGCAUUGCCGUGACGCAGAACUUUGUGCCGCUAUCGCCCAGCCUAAACUUGCUUUCGGAAGUGCUCGCUUUCCUGAGAGACAAGCCGGACCAGGUCUCGGGUUUCUCGAAAGAUGCCGAGGAUCCGUACCAGCUUUUCACGGCCAGGCUCCGAAAGGAGCACCCCGCUGUGUUGGAGAAGGCGCUGGAUAUGAUGGACAGACAGAAUGGAAAGAAGCGCAAAUGGGACACGGUCGUUGGCCGAGAAGAAAAGGAGCCGGGGGAGACGGCCUUUAGCUUUGGAUUUGGAGGGGAUGACGACGACGAGGUACCGUGA
Molecule: messenger RNA, 1524 nt
Organism: Drechmeria coniospora
Lineage: Eukaryota; Fungi; Ascomycota; Sordariomycetes; Hypocreales; Ophiocordycipitaceae
Exons: 2
Coding region: 1-1524 (507 amino acids)
Cellular component (GO): nucleus
Molecular function (GO): cis-regulatory region sequence-specific DNA binding; protein binding
Source: RefSeq, a predicted model, not a curated record